AUGGCUCCCACCGUCACUGCCGACCAGUUCCUCGCUGCCGCCAAGCACCGCCGCACCGUCUACGGCCUCAAGAGCACCUCUGCCGUCUCAGACAAGCGCGUCGAGGAGAUUGUCGGCCAGGUCCUCUCCUUCGCCCCCUCCUCAUACAACACCCAGCCCGGCCGCAUCACUCUUGUUACCGGCGAGAAGCACAAGGGCCUGUGGGAUGCCAUCAUCGCCGCGGCCGAGCCCAUCCUCAAGGGUGCUGGUGAGGAGGUUUGGAAGACCAUGAGCGGUAUCUUCCAGGCCCACAAGGGAGCCUAUGGCUCAGUUGUCUUCUGGGACAGCGGCGAUGCUAUCAAGGAGGCUGGCGCCAAGCACCAGUCUGCCGCCCACAUGUUCCCCCAGUUCGCCGACCACAGCACCGGCAUGGCCCAGAUCCUCGUCUGGACUGCCCUUGAGCUCGAGGGUCUGGGUGCCAACCUGCAGCACCUGCAGGCCAUUCCUCCCGUCGAGGCCGUCAUCAAGCAGUACCUUGAUGUCCCCGCCGACUACACCCUCAAGGCUCACCUGAACUACGGUGAUCUGGCUCAGCCCCACCCCGAGGCUGUUCCUGAGAAGCUGCCUCUCAGCCAGACUCUCAAGGUUGUUGCUUAG
This is a messenger RNA of Trichoderma virens Gv29-8, 636 nucleotides long. RefSeq lists its product as uncharacterized. Bases 1 to 636 code for a protein of 211 amino acids. NCBI's taxonomy places the organism in Eukaryota, Fungi, Ascomycota, Sordariomycetes, Hypocreales, Hypocreaceae. The transcript is spliced from 2 exons. The record is from RefSeq and is a predicted model, not a curated record. Gene Ontology annotation, biological process: cellular response to oxidative stress.